Messenger RNA from Rhea pennata, 1758 nucleotides. It is a transcript of the gene GAD2, whose product is annotated as glutamate decarboxylase 2. Gene Ontology annotation, cellular component: cytoplasm. Gene Ontology annotation, molecular function: pyridoxal phosphate binding; glutamate decarboxylase activity. The record is from RefSeq and is a predicted model, not a curated record. Gene Ontology annotation, biological process: GABA shunt; GABA biosynthetic process. Lineage: Eukaryota; Metazoa; Chordata; Aves; Rheiformes; Rheidae. Bases 1 to 1758 code for a protein of 585 amino acids. The transcript has 16 exons.
AUGGCAAGCCCCGGCUCCGGCUUCUGGCCCUUCGGGGCCGAGGAGGGCUCCGCGGCCGCCGAGAGCCCCGGCACAGCGAGAGCUUGGUGUCAGGUUGCCCAGAAGUUCACGGGAGGAAUCGGCAACAAACUCUGCGCCCUGCUCUACGGAGACGCGGAGAAGCCCGCGGAGACGGGCGCCAAGGCGGCGCCGGGGGCGGCGGAGCAGCGGCCGACCUGCACCUGCAACCAGAAACCCUGCAGCUGCCCGAAAGCGGACGUGAACUACGCGUUUCUGCACUCAACAGAUCUUCUGCCAGCAUGCAAUGGAGAAGUAACAACUCUGUCUUUCCUACAAGAUGUUGUGGACAUUUUACUUCAGUAUGUGGUGAAAAGUUUUGAUAGAUCAACAAAAGUUAUUGAUUUCCAUUACCCAAAUGAGCUGCUCCAGGAAUAUAACUGGGAACUGGCAGAUCAGCCACAAACCUUGGAAGAAAUUUUAUUGAACUGCAGAACAACUUUGAAAUAUGCAAUUAAAACAGGACAUCCUAGAUAUUUUAAUCAACUUUCAACUGGAUUGGACAUGGUUGGAUUGGCAGCAGACUGGCUGACAUCAGCAGCAAAUACUAAUAUGUUCACCUAUGAAAUUGCUCCAGUGUUUGUACUUUUGGAAUAUGUCACACUAAGGAAAAUGAGAGAGAUGGUUGGAUGGCCAGGGGGCUGUGGCGAUGGGAUUUUUUCACCUGGUGGUGCCAUAUCUAACAUGUAUGCUAUGUUGAUUGCACGUUUCAAGAUGUUCCCAGAAGUUAAAGAAAAAGGAAUGGCAGCUAUUCCCAGACUGGUUGCCUUCACAUCAGAACAUAGUCACUUUUCUGUGAAGAAAGGAGCUGCAGCCUUGGGUAUUGGUACAGAUAGCGUGAUUCUGAUUAGGUGUGAUGAAAGAGGGAAAAUGAUCCCAUCAGACCUUGAAAGAAGAAUUCUUGAAGCCAAACAAAAAGGGUUUGUCCCUUUCCUGGUGAGUGCCACAGCUGGAACAACAGUGUAUGGGGCAUUUGAUCCGCUCAUAGCUAUUGCAGACAUCUGCAAGAAAUACAAAAUCUGGAUGCAUGUGGAUGGAGCGUGGGGUGGCGGGCUGCUGAUGUCAAGGAAACACAAAUGGAAGUUAAAUGGUGUUGAAAGGGCCAAUUCGGUGACCUGGAACCCACACAAGAUGAUGGGCGUCCCGCUGCAGUGUUCAGCCCUGCUGGUAAGAGAAGAGGGGCUGAUGCAGAGUUGCAAUCAAAUGCAUGCUUCCUACCUCUUUCAACAAGACAAGCACUACGACCUAUCUUACGACACUGGAGACAAGGCUUUGCAAUGUGGACGGCAUGUUGAUGUCUUCAAGCUAUGGCUGAUGUGGAGGGCAAAGGGAACCACAGGAUUUGAAGCACAAAUUGAUAAGUGCUUGGAGCUUGCAGAGUACCUAUAUAAUAAAAUAAAGAACAGAGAAGGGUAUGAAAUGGUGUUUGAUGGAAAGCCUCAGCACACAAACGUCUGCUUCUGGUAUAUACCUCCCAGUUUGCGCAGUAUGGAAGAUAACGAAGAAAGGAUGAGCCACCUUAUGAAGGUAGCCCCGGUGAUAAAAGCCAGGAUGAUGGAGUAUGGAACAACCAUGGUGAGCUAUCAGCCUCUGGGAGACAAAGCGAACUUCUUCCGGAUGGUCAUCUCAAACCCAGCAGCAACUCAUCAAGACAUCGAUUUCCUGAUUGAUGAAAUAGAACGUCUAGGACAAGAUUUAUAA